Messenger RNA from Kluyveromyces lactis, 738 nucleotides. RefSeq names its product exosome non-catalytic core subunit SKI6 (gene SKI6). Lineage: Eukaryota; Fungi; Ascomycota; Saccharomycetes; Saccharomycetales; Saccharomycetaceae. Gene Ontology annotation, biological process: nuclear mRNA surveillance; poly(A)-dependent snoRNA 3'-end processing; rRNA catabolic process. Gene Ontology annotation, cellular component: nuclear exosome (RNase complex); cytoplasmic exosome (RNase complex); nucleolus. Bases 1 to 738 code for a protein of 245 amino acids. The record is from RefSeq and is a predicted model, not a curated record. The transcript has a single exon.
AUGUCACGUUUUGAAAUAUAUUCUCCAGAGGGAUUGCGUGUCGAUGGUCGUCGUUGGAAUGAGCUAAGAAGUUUCAACUGUUCCAUCAACACUCACCCGAAUGCUGCAGAUGGAUCCUCGUACUUGGAACAAGGUAACAAUAAGAUUAUCACAUUAGUUGCUGGUCCUCAAGAACCAUCCUCGAGGUCACAAGUCAAUACGAAACAAGCUACUUUAUCCGUUACUAUUAACUUAACGAAGUUUGCCAAGAUGGAAAGAAGCAAAUCAAGCCAUAAGAAUGAAAGAAGAACCUUAGAAUGGCAAGCUUCGUUAGUGCGUACAUUUGAAAAGAACUUGAUGCUUCAUCUCUAUCCUCGUACGUCAAUUGACGUUCAAGUUCAUGCUCUACAGUUAGAUGGUGGGAUUCUUGGGGCAAUGCUUAAUGGAAUAACAUUGGCUCUGAUAGAUGCUGGUAUCGCAAUGUAUGAUUUUGUAAGCGGGGUUUCAGUGGGACUUUAUGAUACUACACCACUACUAGACCUUAACUCGCUUGAGGAAAAUGCAAUGAGCAGUGUUACCAUAGGCACAAUUGGUAAAUCAGAAAAAUUAUCUUUAUUAAUGGUGGAAGAUAAAGUGCCUUUGGAUAGACUUGAGAGUGUCAUGGCCAUCGGAAUAGCAGGCACUCACAGAAUUAGAGAUUUAAUGGAUAAGGAGCUUAGAAAGCAUGGAAAAACAAGAGUUGAAAACUCUUCGAAUUGA